AUGGCCUUCAGCGAUAGCAUCGCGGCCUUGCUGGAAACAUACUCCAACUGCGCAACACUCCUAAAAGCCUACAAGCAUGAUGCCAACGGAGAAGAUGGGAACGUCAAGGUGGACGCCCAGAAUAAACAUCUGCGCAAAUCCUUGAAAGCCGAUCGUGCAAUGGUAGAGCGGGCCUAUUCCAUCAGAUCAGCUGAGUUGGGCAGCCACUUGAAGAGGGGUGAUGCUCGUUCGAUAUCUGCGGUAGACGGGAUAUUGAAGAAACUCAAGGCAGCAAUUUCUAGUCUGCUCCGUGCCUCAAGCAGCAAGCAAACCCCGGCUCUGAAUUACGACGCACUCGGCCCGUCGUUUAGGAGGUUCUUCCCGCACAAGCAGGUCAACGGUGUCCAUGUCGUCGAAGCAUACGCGGGCCUCUUCACCCUCAUCGAGAACUCGACGGCAAUAUCCACCUCUCUCCAAGUCGGCUUCUCUACCGAAAAGGCGUCACUCCGAGCCCAGUACCCGACUGCAAGCUCGGUUUCAAAUACUAGCCGGCAUCGGAGGAAACCACCACCGGCUGAGGAAGAAGCACGAGUGAGUAAACAAAAGUCAAGUCCCAAGGAAAACAUCACGGCACCAGCAGAAGUCAGUAAUCCGACCGCAAGCGCAGUCUCUUCCUUCAGUCGACCAAGGAAGAAACCACUUAUGUCCGAGGAGGAAACAGGAACCGAGGGGAGACACAGGUCAAGUCCUAAGGGGGAGAUACCAGCGAAUAUCAAGAAUGCGGCCGCAAGCACAGUUUCCUCCUCUGGUCGACAUAAGACUAAGAAACCACCACCACGCAACGAUAACGAAACACGAAGGAGCAAAGAAAGGCUACCAAGUUCCAAGACCAAGGAAAGCACUGUGUCGGCCGAAAUGGGCAAUCCAACUGCAAGCUCGGUGUCUUCCUCCAAUCGGCGCAAGACUAAGAAGUCGCCGCCAACCGAGGAGGAAGCAAGAGAAGCGAGCAAGGAACAGUCAACUCCUAAACAGCCUCAAAGAACGAAAGUAUCACCCGUACCACCGCCGCCGCCGCCUCCUCCUCCUCCUCCACCACCACCACCAGCAGAACACGUGGUGCAAAUCCGACCACAUCCUCGAAACAGCCAGUUUGGAACGGCGGUGCGCAAUCGGAUGUCUUUCAUGUCUUUUGCUUCCGGAAGCACAAAACUGGGCGAGAUGUCUGACAGAAAAUGGCUGGCUCAACACACCAUACCCGAGGCCAACUCGGAUGAGUACGACGUGCCCGUGCUCUAUCCGCUGAAACCAUACAGGCCUGAGGUCAAGGAAAAGAAGUUCUUGGGUCUCUUUGGUCGAAGAAGGCAACGGCAUGAUGAUGAUGAAUGA
Messenger RNA from Sordaria macrospora k-hell, 1365 nucleotides. Lineage: Eukaryota; Fungi; Ascomycota; Sordariomycetes; Sordariales; Sordariaceae. The record is from RefSeq and is a predicted model, not a curated record.